AUGGCUUCGAGAUUCAGUGGUGUAUUACAACUAACAGACCUUGACGAUUUCAUAACACCGUCACAGGAAUGUAUAAAGCCAGUGACAAUAGAAAAGACAAAAACAAAAACUGGCGCAAAGAUCAAAAUCGGUGACGAUGGCUACUUCGAUGUUUCGAGUGGUAGAGAACAGAAACUAAAGAAAGUUGAGAUUACAUUGGCGGAUUGCCUAGCAUGUAGUGGAUGUAUCACUUCUGCUGAGAGUGUGCUAGUGACACGACAGAGUCAAGAAGAGUUACUAAGGGUUUUAACAGACCGAAAGUAUACAGACUCCAGAGGUGUGACAAAUGAUGUAAGUCUAGUAGUAGUGUCAUUGUCACCACAGCCAGUACUGUCCCUUGCUGUGCGCUACAAAUUAAGCCCUGAUGAUGCAACAAAGAAGCUAGUUGGCUACUUCAAGAGCCUUGGUGCUGAUUUGGUUCUGGACAUGACAAUAGCGGAGGACUUGUGUCUGUUAGAGGCGCAGCAGGAGUUUCUCCAGCGUUACCGGGAGCAGCAAACAGACCCUAAAUCCCAACACUUGCCCAUGCUCUCCAGCUCUUGUCCAGGCUGGGUGUGCUACGCGGAGAAGACCCACGGCGACACCAUCCUGCCGUACAUCUCCAGCACCAGGUCCGCGCAGCAGAUAAUGGGCGCGCUGGUGAAGAGGCUGCUGAGCGAGGGGCGGCAACUGGCCCCGGCCAGCCUGUACCACGUCACGCUGAUGCCCUGCUACGACAAGAAGCUGGAGGCCUCCAGGGAGGACUUCUACAGCGAACUGCUCAAUUGCCAGGACGUAGACUGCGUGGUGACCGCAAUCGAGGUGGAACAGAUGUUGGAGGGGAGCGGCAGGUCGCUGGGCGAAGUGGGGGGCGCAGAGCUGGACGCGGUGUGGGGCGAAGCGCCAGCGGGGCUGCGCGGCCACGCGGGCUCCGGCUCGGGGGGCUUCGCACACCACGUGUUCGUGCACGCCGCGGAACAGCUCUUCGGCCUCACAGACCCGCCGAUGGUGUACAGGAACCUGAGGAAUCCUGACUUUAAGGAGUUGACGCUGGAGAAGGACGGCGAGGUGGUGCUGAGGUUCGCAAUCGCCAACGGCUUCAGAAACAUCCAGAACCUGGUGACGAAGCUCAAACGCGGGAAGUCCCCCUAUCACUAUGUGGAGGUCAUGGCUUGUCCCUCAGGAUGCCUGAACGGAGGCGCCCAGGUGCGGCCGGCUGUGGGCGAGAGCGGGCGCGAGCUGACGAGCGCGCUGGAGGCGCUGUACGGGCGGCUGCCGGCGGCGGAGCCCCACCGGGGCGAAGCGCCGCGCCUGCUCGCCCGCCGGCUGGGGGGCGCCCACUCGGAGCAGGCCUCCGCCCUCCUGCGCACCGCCUACAGGGCGGUGCCCAAGACGGACAUCGCGCUCAACAUCAAGUGG
Molecule: messenger RNA, 1437 nt
Organism: Iphiclides podalirius (scarce swallowtail)
Lineage: Eukaryota; Metazoa; Arthropoda; Insecta; Lepidoptera; Papilionidae
Source: the annotation of a GenBank genome assembly